CGGGCCACUGAUGAGCUUCUGGAUUUUGAGAAGUUAAGGGUCGGAUCAUGGCUUGUGUCAACAUGUUGCUUGAUAAGUGCCACUGUGCCUCUAGGUAUGGACGGAAUGCAAUCCUCUAUAAUAUCCUCAGCCAGCAGGCUGUUGUCAAGCCACACUCCCAGUUCUCUCAUCACAGCUACUGUCAAAUCAAGAGGACGGUGUGUCUGAAGACUCCCCACAUCACCUGUCCCACAGUCAUUGAGGUACUCGUGAAGACGGUCAGUUUCAUGCAGAAUCUCCCUUCAUUCCAUCUACCCAAAGAGGACCAGCUGUUGCUCCGGUCAUGCUGGGCCCCUCUCUUCCUGCUGGGAUUGGCUCAGGAGGGAGUGAAUUUUGAGGUAGUUGAGAUCCCAGUGCAAAGUUUGCUCAAAAGACUCCUAUUGAAUGGAAAAGAGCUACCUGGUGUGGUGGGAGCUGAGAGUACACAACCUUCCAUAGCUGAUGUGCAGAGAAUAAAACUGUGCCUGAACAAGUUCUGGGAUUUGGACCUAACACCCAAGGAGUUUGCUUACCUGAAGGGAGCUGUUCUCUUCAGUGCUGACCUGCCAGGACUACAAGCUACUCUAUACGUCCAGAGCCUGCAAAGGGAAGCCCAGCGAGUGCUCCAUGAGGUCCUAGUACCCCUCCAACCUAAGGAUACAAGCCGCUUAGCCCCUAUCUUACUCACUGUAUCUGCACUGAGAACCAUCAGCGCUGGUGUUGUCACUGAGCUCUUUUUCAGGCCUGUGAUUGGGAGCACUGAAAUAAACCAGCUGCUCAUCCAGAUGUUUUACACCAAGCAAUGAAGAACGGGGGUGGGAGUGAGAUCAACAGCUAGGGUACUGCUGCUUCUCUCAUCUACUCCUUUUCCUCUGUGAUUUUACCUCCUCCAUUUUGUGAACAAUUUGUUUUGUAUUAAUUUAUUUUUUAUCAUAAAUAAAAGUAUUUUGCAUAUGUUGGGUAUUACUGAGUAAGGAAUUUAAAUAAACCAUUGCAAUGAAUUCAGAGACUUUAAAAAUCAACACCGGCCACCUCGGCCGCUCUCCCUCU
Messenger RNA from Callorhinchus milii (elephant shark), 1068 nucleotides. RefSeq names its product nuclear receptor subfamily 0, group B, member 2a (gene nr0b2a). Gene Ontology annotation, cellular component: nucleus; cytoplasm. Gene Ontology annotation, molecular function: transcription factor binding; transcription corepressor activity. The record is from RefSeq and is a predicted model, not a curated record. Gene Ontology annotation, biological process: negative regulation of transcription by RNA polymerase II; circadian rhythm. NCBI's taxonomy places the organism in Eukaryota, Metazoa, Chordata, Chondrichthyes, Chimaeriformes, Callorhinchidae.